Molecule: messenger RNA, 946 nt
Organism: Vigna radiata var. radiata (mung bean)
Lineage: Eukaryota; Viridiplantae; Streptophyta; Magnoliopsida; Fabales; Fabaceae
Product: GDSL esterase/lipase At1g28590-like
Exons: 4
Coding region: 5-904 (299 amino acids)
Molecular function (GO): hydrolase activity, acting on ester bonds
Source: RefSeq, a predicted model, not a curated record
GGGAAUGAAUGGGGAAGAUAGAAUUCCAAUGAGGCCAGUUAUGAUUAUAGUGAUAGCAUUCGUGCUUAUAACCUCUUCAAAAUCAGAAUCAUGCCCUUACUCUUCCAUAUUCAGCUUCGGUGAUUCCCUCGCCGACACCGGCAACCUCUAUCUCAGCUCAUCACCGCUUUCCGACAACUGCUUCUUCCCUCCUUACGGUGAAACCUUCUUUCACAAUGUCACAGGACGCUGCUCCGAUGGUCGUCUCAUCAUCUUUCUUGUGGGUGAAAUAGGUGGAAACGAUUUCAAUCAUCCUUUGGUUGNAGGAAAGAGCAUAGCAGAAGUUAAAUCGUAUGUGCCUAAUGUCAUCGAUACAAUAUCUUCAACAACCAAAGAGUUAAUUGGUUUAGGGGCUCACACGCUCAUAAUUCCUGGGAAUUUUCCUAUUGGAUGUAGUGCAAAUUAUUUAACAAUUUAUGAAACCAAAGAGGAGAAGCAAUAUGACAAAUUUGGAUGUUUGAAGUGGUUAAACGAGUUUACUGAAUAUUACAACCAUAAGCUCCAAAUUGAAUUGAAUAAGCUUCGAGCUCUUCAUCGUCAUGUUAAUAUUAUCUAUGUUGAUUAUUACAAUGCUGCAAUGACUUUAUAUCGUCAUCCUGCAAAAUUUGGAUUUAUUGGUCUUAAAGCCUGUUGUGGAAAGGGAGGUCCAUACAAUUUCAAUGAAUCAAUGAAGUGUGGGGAUCCAGGCGUGAAUGCUUGUGAUGAUCCUUCCAAGUAUAUUGGAUGGGAUGGGAAACAUUUAACUGAAGCUGCUUAUAAAUUAAUCGUUCAAGCUUUUAUAAAAGGGCCAUAUUCUCUCCCUCAGUUUAGUUCAUCGUGUUUAACUAAUGCAAAUUUUGGUUAUACACGUACCUUUAAGUAUUAAGUUAUGGUUUAUAUGAUAUCAACCUUUUAUCUGUUCAAUAAA